AUGAAUCCCUCUCGGGGAGGCAACUUCGCCGUCAGGCUGCUGGGCCAACAUCGCCCCAUCCUGUCCACCACCCUCCCGUCCCUCUCCUCCGCCAGAUUCCAGUCAACACACUCAGCGACAGAGCAAUCGGGCGCUCUACAGUCGACAGCCGGUUCUGUUCCCGCGCGGAAACCAAGGAGAGAGGUCCCUCUGCCCAGCCAAGAGAAACCACAGGGUGUUUUGGACUAUGCCUUGCGGGAUUUCUUGUUUGUUAGGACGACUCUCGACCAGGUAGCCAAUUGGGCUCGACAGGGCUCGCUAUGGCCCAUGACUUUCGGUCUCGCCUGCUGUGCCGUCGAGAUGAUGCACUUGUCCACCCCACGAUACGAUCAGGAUCGCCUGGGAAUUAUUUUCCGAGCCUCCCCCCGCCAGUCUGACGUUAUGAUUGUUGCUGGAACUUUGACAAAUAAGAUGGCACCGGCCUUGAGACAGGUCUACGACCAGAUGCCCGAGCCACGAUGGGUUAUUAGUAUGGGCAGUUGCGCCAACGGCGGUGGAUAUUAUCAUUACAGUUACUCUGUCGUUCGUGGAUGCGACAGGAUUGUGCCUGUUGAUAUCUAUGUUCCCGGCUGCCCCCCUACCUCUGAAGCGCUCAUGUACGGAAUUUUCCAACUGCAAAGAAAGAUGCGAAACACCAAGAUCACUCGCAUGUGGUACCGACGAUGA
Messenger RNA from Arthroderma uncinatum, 705 nucleotides. Its product is annotated as NADH dehydrogenase iron-sulfur protein 7. The record is from RefSeq and is a predicted model, not a curated record. The coding region runs from base 1 to 705 and encodes 234 amino acids. Gene Ontology annotation, molecular function: NADH dehydrogenase (ubiquinone) activity; 4 iron, 4 sulfur cluster binding; quinone binding. The transcript has 4 exons. Gene Ontology annotation, biological process: mitochondrial respiratory chain complex I assembly; electron transport coupled proton transport; aerobic respiration. NCBI's taxonomy places the organism in Eukaryota, Fungi, Ascomycota, Eurotiomycetes, Onygenales, Arthrodermataceae.